AUGGUUUCUGCCUCAAAGUGCUGUUACAACGCCGUCCAGAUCUUGAAGAAAAGCAGGAAAGUUGUUGAGAAAGGUAUUGCCAUCUGCAUGAACAUAGGAAAUAGCUGGAAAACUAUUCGACUUAUGCCAAGAAUUUUUGAGCAAGCAGAAAUGGUGAAGAGAUUGGAGGAGCUGGAGCAACAAGAGAUACGAAAUUGUAAACUUGACAGUUUAUUUGGUACAGAUGCAAGUAUCGACAGAGAGGAACCUCUUCCUCCUCUUCCACAUCCACAGAAACAGCAAAUGAUGAGUCUUCAUCCCCUUCCUUCGUUACAAAAAGAAGAAGAAGCCGGUAUCUAUGUUGCAGAUAUAGUUGAACUUCCAACAAAAAAGAUUAAACCAUCUGUCUUAACUACAACUGGUUUUGCCAAUAUGCCAUCUACAGCUGAAGCUAGUGUAUCCUCCAAAGCCGAGCUGUCCACGGGUUAA
Cylicostephanus goldi is the source of this 468-nucleotide messenger RNA. The record is from the annotation of a GenBank genome assembly. Lineage: Eukaryota; Metazoa; Nematoda; Chromadorea; Rhabditida; Strongylidae.